Molecule: messenger RNA, 1858 nt
Organism: Prunus avium (sweet cherry)
Lineage: Eukaryota; Viridiplantae; Streptophyta; Magnoliopsida; Rosales; Rosaceae
Product: E3 ubiquitin-protein ligase RGLG2
Biological process (GO): protein ubiquitination
Cellular component (GO): nucleus
Molecular function (GO): ubiquitin-protein transferase activity
Source: RefSeq, a predicted model, not a curated record
AGGGUGAAGCUAUCAGCCAAAACCAGAAAAGAAACUACAGAGACUCUUCCUUUUGUGUAAGGAAACUUCGUAGAACCAGCCUCCACCAGUAAACUCCGAACGUAAGUAUAUCCAUCUGUCUCUCUCACAAAGACUCAAGACUUUUUACUCCAUUAGCAACAACAACAACAACCAACCUUUGCCAAGUUACCACUUUAGCACUUUGGACUUCUCCGCCCACUGACAACAUCUUCAACUCAGAAAAUGCUCCUCAGCAGCACCUUCAACUCAGAAAUGUCUCUCUAAGAGUGUUCCUGUAGAAUAUACAAUUGAUGGGUGGGAUAAUUUCGAAACGUACUACUUCGAGACAGCCUUCUUUUGGGUCUGGAUCGCAUUCUUGGAGUCAACAAAGUUAUCCAGAGGUACCAUAUGCACAACCAUAUGCACCACCAAGCCAAGACUAUGGGCAACAGCAGCAUUUUGCACCACCACCUCAAAGCCACAGCAGUGCUUGGCCAGGGUCGAAAAAGAGGUUGGAAAGGAAGUAUUCAAAAAUAGAUGAUGAUUACAACAGCCUGGAGCAGGUCACAGAUGCAUUGGCACGUGCUGGUUUGGAGUCUUCCAAUCUUAUUGUGGGCAUUGAUUUCACAAAGAGCAACGAGUGGACAGGUGCAAGGUCAUUUCAUCGGAAAAGCUUGCAUCACAUUGGAGAAGAGCAAAAUCCCUAUGAACAGGCAAUAUCAAUUAUAGGGAAAACAUUGUCUUCCUUUGAUGAAGAUAACUUGAUUCCCUGUUUUGGAUUUGGAGAUGCAUCAACCCAUGACCAAGAAGUUUUCAGUUUCUACCCAGAUGAGGGAUCUUUUUGCAAUGGAUUUGAAGAAGUAUUAAGACGAUAUAGAGAAUUAGUCCCUCAGCUACGACUUGCCGGGCCCACAUCAUUUGCCCCUAUUAUUGAAAUGGCCAUUACUAUUGUUGAGCAAAGUGGUGGUCAGUACCAUGUGUUGGUGAUAAUAGCUGAUGGACAGGUGACCAGGAGUGUUGAUACAGAGCGUGGCCAGUUAAGCCCACAGGAAAGGAAAACUGUUGAAGCAAUUGUGAAAGCAAGUGAGUAUCCCUUAUCAAUUAUACUAGUUGGAGUUGGAGAUGGGCCGUGGGAUAUGAUGAAGGAAUUUGAUGAUAACAUCCCUGCUCGGGCCUUCGAUAACUUUCAGUUUGUGAAUUUUACAGAAAUUAUGACAAAGAAUAUGGAUCGUUCGAGAAAAGAAGCAGAAUUUGCUCUUGCAGCAUUGAUGGAAAUACCCUCCCAAUAUAAGGCAACCCUCGAGCUUAAUAUAUUAGGUUCUACUGGAGGGAAGGCUGUAGAUAGGGUACCUCUUCCCCCUCCUCAUUAUGGUUCAGCUCCUUUUAGCAUGCCAAAACCAUCACAAUCAAGUAAUUUUCGUCCAAGUGCACCAUCCAGGCAACGUGAUGAGUUUGUUAGCACAGCUCGUCCUGCAAGUUCAGCUUCUGAUAAUCAUGUCUGUCCCAUUUGCCUAACUGAUCCGAAGAAUAUGGCAUUUGGUUGUGGACAUCAGACAUGCUGUGACUGUGGACAAGAUCUUCAAUUAUGCCCCAUUUGCAGAAGCACCAUUGAAACCCGAAUAAAGCUCUAUUAAGCGUUAAUCCGCCUGAAAUUUGGACGAUUGCAACUUCAACUCCAAAACUAUUUCAAUUCGUUACAAUUUUCUUUCGUCGAGAGGAACUCGUCCCCUUGUACAUAUCUUCAGUUUUUUUGGAAUCCUGCGAAUAUUUCUCCAUGCAUCAUGUCUAAUAGCUUAAGCAGACAGAACACUCGCUGUAAGACUUGCUGCUAUGGCUAGUUCAGUGUUUGUUUGAAUUU